AUGGACUCCUCGGGGGGAAAGAAGCGGAAGUCCCGAUUUAGCGAUUCUCCUGGUACAGGUUUGUUUGUUGUUUGUAAAGCAGAAAAUGUUACAGAGACGCAAGACGCAAAGAGGAAGGCCCCUUUGGGGUCGGAGCCUAUCCCAGAAAAAGCGCCCACCGAAGAAACUGAACCAAGAACAAACCGCUGGACAAAUUUACCAUACUCAAAUCGCUAUUAUGAGAUUUUGGAGCAGCGGAAACGACUGCCAGCAUGGCAAGCUCGCAAAAAUUUCGUAAAGUUGGUCAAGAGGAACCAGAUUCUGAUCCUAGUUGGUGAAACUGGUAGUGGUAAGACCACACAAAUGUCACAGUUUGCCCUGGAAGCCGGAUUAUCUGGGUUUCGCACAAUUGGAAUCACACAGCCCAGAAGGGUUGCUGCAAUGUCCGUCGCUACUAGAGUUGCCCAGGAAAUGGACGUUGAACUCGGCCAAACAGUCGGUUAUUCCAUCAGAUUCGAGGAUAGAUGCUCAGACAAAACUCUACUAAAGUUCAUGACUGAUGGUAUGUUGCUGAAGGAAGCAAUGAGUGAUCCGCUCUUGUCACGGUAUGGGAUGAUUGUUUUGGAUGAAGCUCACGAACGAACAAUCGCAACCGAUGUAUUAUUCGGUCUCAUGAAGAACAUUUCAAAAAGAAGACCUGAUCUGAAAAUUGUUGUAAUGUCUGCCACUCUGGAGGCAAAGAAAUUUCAGGCUUACUUUGGUGGAUGUGAUGUUUUAAAAAUACCUGGAUCAAUGCAUCCCGUAGAGAUUUAUUACACGGCUGCUCCGGAACGUGAUUAUCUGGAAGCUGCUGUGCGUACCGUUGUCAAUAUACACAUUUCUGAACCAGAGGGUGAUAUCCUCUUGUUUUUGACGGGAGAAGAAGAGAUUGAAAAUGCAAAGAAAGCGAUAGAAGUUGCUCUGGCUAAAAAGGAUGUCCCAUGUUCAUAUCUAACAAUUUUGCCGCUUUAUUCAUCACUACCUCCCAGUCAACAACAGAAAGUUUUUGAACCUGUAGAUGGACGUAAAUGUGUAAUCGCAACAAACAUUGCAGAAACUUCUAUUACUAUUGAUGGAAUUGUUUAUGUAAUUGACCCUGGAUUUUCUAAACAGAAGGUUUAUAAUCCGAGAGCUCGCGUAGAAUCUCUGCUAGUAUCCCCAAUUUCAAAAGCCUCUGCGCAGCAACGUGCUGGAAGAGCGGGAAGAACAAAGCCAGGAAAAUGCUUCCGUUUGUAUACGGAGUCUGCAUUUAAUACGGAACUCAUUCAACAGUCAUUUCCAGAAAUAUUAAGAUCAAACAUUGCUAGUGUCGUGCUAAGUUUAAAAAAAUUGGGUAUUGAUGACCUUGUACACUUUGAUUUCAUGGAUCCUCCUGCUCCAGAAACUAUGAUGAGAGCCUUAGAAGAGCUGAACUACUUGGAAGCGCUGGACGAUGAAGGUGAACUAACUGAAAAGGGAACUCUCAUGGCAGAAUUUCCAAUUGAACCGCAGCUUUCUAAAGUUUUGGUUGAAUCUAAAAAGUAUUCUUGUUCCUCUGAGGUUGUGUCAAUAGUAGCAACAUUAUGUUCUCCUAAUAUAUUUUUGAGGCCCAAGGAUAGUGCAGAAUACGCCGAUUUAGCAAAGUCAAAAUUUUCUGCACCAGAAGGGGAUCACAUAACUUUAUUGAAUGUGUUUAACAGCUACUCUAAGAUCCAUGUUCAAGGAUUAAAUUAUGCACGGCAAUAUUGCCAAGAAAACUUUUUGAAUCCACGCUCACUUUCUGCUGCAUAUUCCGUUAAGGAGCAACUUGACAAAAUCAUGGUAAAGCAUGGUUUGAUGGGAACUUCAACCAAAGAUCGCAAUUUUGUACAAAUUAGAAAGGUUUUGCUCUGUGGAUUCUUCCAGCAGGUUGCUGUUAGGAGUUCGCGUGGACACUACUUGACCGUAAAGGACUCUCAAGUUGUAUCUUUACACCCUUCCAGUACGUUGCAGAAUGGUGUUCAGUGGGUUUUUUACCAUGAGUUUAUUCAUACCAGCAAGAACUUUAUUCGCACAGUAACUCAUAUUCAGGGUGAAUGGUUACUUGAUAUAGCCCCUCAUUAUUUUAAUUUGGAAGAAAUGCCACGUGGCGAAGCUAAAGAUGCUAUUAGGAGUCUCUUUAACUCGAAAGGGAUAUAUUGA
Theileria equi strain WA is the source of this 2178-nucleotide messenger RNA. Its product is annotated as Helicase associated domain HA2 containing protein. Gene Ontology annotation, cellular component: intracellular anatomical structure. The transcript has a single exon. Gene Ontology annotation, molecular function: RNA helicase activity; ATP binding; RNA binding. Bases 1 to 2178 code for a protein of 725 amino acids. Lineage: Eukaryota; Apicomplexa; Aconoidasida; Piroplasmida; Theileriidae. The record is from RefSeq and is a predicted model, not a curated record.